AACCCUUGGUUUCUCCACGCCACUGCUUGCCUUGGCAUCUACGCGAGCUCCUUUUGCUUAGCAUAGACGCCGGCGAGACCAGGAGACGACCGGACUUGGGGCGCCGAUCCGGAGGAAGAAGCUGGUCGCGAUUGUAGAUUUUAAUUUGGAGGCGACUGUUGAAUCCCAGGUGUAGAUGAUGGAAUCUCGUGGUGCACAACAAGUGGACGAGACCAAAAAACUCAAAGAUGUUGAAAUUAGCUUUCCAGUUGUUUAUGGAACAAUGGCAUUUUGGCUCGGUAAAAAGGCAAGCGAGUACAAUUCACACAAAUGGACUGUCUAUGUCCGAAGCGCUACAAAUGAGGAUCUGAGUGUAAUAAUAAAGCGUGCUGUCUUUCAAUUGCACCCUAGUUUCAACAACCCGACACGGGUUGUAGAUUCACCACCUUUUGAACUUUCUGAAUCUGGAUGGGGUGAAUUUGAAAUAGCAAUUAAACUCUUUUUCCACAGUGAUGUAUGUGACAAACAACUUGAACUAUACCAUCAGCUAAAAUUGUUUCCUGAGGAGGAAAGUGGGCCCCAAUCUACUAAAAAACCUGUUGUUGCAGAAUCAUAUGAUGAAAUAGUUUUUUAUGAGCCUACAAAAUCUUUUUUUGCCCGGGUCCAAAAUCAUCCUGCUGCAAUUGUUCCAAGGCUACCUUCUGGCUUGAAUUUGCCAAGUCCUGCUCCUAUUACUCAUGUAAAGAAAAGAGGUGACACCAAGGAUCAUGCACUCAGUCAAUGGUUUAUGAACUUUUCAGAAGCAGAUGAACUGUUAAAACUUGCAGCUGCUCGACAACAGGUGCAGGCGCAUAUAGCAAAGCUUAGGAGGCAAUUGAGCAUGAUCGAUGGUAUGCCUCCUCAAUCAAAAGCCACCUCUGGACAAUAACAGCCUUCAACUCUGAAUUGUUGUAGGGACUACUAUUGUUACUAGUACUUUUCUACGAGUACUUGUAUCUUUUUGUAUGUAUGCUAGGAAUCGGAUACUUCUUAUUUGUGCUCGAGUAAUUGUUUUGUUCUGUUCUGUAAGGAUCUGAUUGUAUUGUCUUCAAUGACUGUGGGAUCACUUGUGUUGGUCCAAACAUCGAGGAUUCUUUUUGUUCA
Molecule: messenger RNA, 1122 nt
Organism: Zingiber officinale
Lineage: Eukaryota; Viridiplantae; Streptophyta; Magnoliopsida; Zingiberales; Zingiberaceae
Product: transcription initiation factor TFIID subunit 14b-like
Exons: 6
Coding region: 176-907 (243 amino acids)
Biological process (GO): regulation of DNA-templated transcription
Source: RefSeq, a predicted model, not a curated record